Molecule: messenger RNA, 3716 nt
Organism: Microbotryum saponariae
Lineage: Eukaryota; Fungi; Basidiomycota; Microbotryomycetes; Microbotryales; Microbotryaceae
Source: the annotation of a GenBank genome assembly
AUGGCGACAGUGAGUCCACUCUAGGCUGAACAAAGUACGUCAUAUCGUCCUCACUGAAUCCACUGAUCUCCCACUGCACUUGGAAUGUCGUUCCGAAGCGGGUGCGACCGACUGCCGCAACCACUGCGAACAGAGCACCAGUAGUCGGAACAGCCCAGCAAGUCGACGAGAACCUCGCCACCACGACCUACACCUCUAGUUUGACCCACAUCUCUCAACUCUUACGCACUGGCAUCAGUUGCGUUACCUUUCUUCGAGGCAUCUUCGAAGACGUCAGUCACAUUUCUCGUCGCACACCGAGCCUCACGCUCCUCCCGUCCGAAGAUGACGCUGAACAGGAGCUCAGUCUCCUUUUUGGUCUCGGCUCGCAGGACAACUUUGUCAAUGCAGCGAUCAGAACUCCCAGUGUUCCUGUCUCUGAUACGAACCCUGCUGCCACGUCCAAGGCGUUGGAGGAGAAAAAGUCUCAACCUUCGACCGUCAAGGUCAAGUCACUCAUCAGGGGCGCCAGUCGUGAAGCCGACUUGCUCCUCGACUACCUGGUGCGUAUCCUCAAUAUCAGAGUGCUCCACUUGCAUUUCCUUACCGAAGAUUCAAGCGUUCAUACGCACAGGAUUCGGUCGAUGUCGCUUUCAAGCUCGGUUACGUCGAACGUCUCGGUGGGUGACAAAGCUUUUCGGCAGGCUAGGCAAGACCAUGUCUCCUCAGUGUGCAGCUGUCCUUCACAGUGCUCGCCAUUUUCCACGAUCCCGAAGAACCUGAUAACAUCGUUGAAGCUUACACCUUCAGCUUCGACUACGAGGCAGACGCUGACGGGAAACAGGUGCUGUCUUUUGAACCUCAGGGGUUCCAUGAAAUUCAGCUGCGAUACUAACGUCUUGCCCUGCCGCGCCGCAGCGUAUCGCUAUGACCCUGCCGGACCAGUGGACCGGUGCAGGCAAAGGUGGUCAAUCCUCAAGCUUGAGUGAAGGAGAUGUCAAGCGUCAAAUUCAAAAGUUGAUCAAGAAGUGAGCCACCCUAUAAAAUGUCAUCAAUAAGCGCGUGGAGAAAGCUCACCUUCGGUCGUGAGCAGUUUGCUUAUGAGCACCCAAGCGUUGGAUGAACUGCCCCGACGUCGGUACAUCGAUUUGCGGCUCUACUUCACUGAAAACGCACCAGACGACUACGAGCCAGCGCUCUUCCAGCCGAUACCUCCCGAGGAAGGGCAACUCCGCAUAACCACUCCCAGGCUCGAAGACCGGCCCGACGUUGCCGAGCUGGGGAAUAUAUCGACUGGGUUUCACAACCUUUCCUGUCACUACAUCUCGAUCGCCCACCUACUUAAUACAGUGUUUGACGACAAGAUAAGCCACGAAGAGGCCCUCGCUAGGAACCGUCGCGAUGCGCAAAGCAGGAACGUCGAGUGGGAUGGCGAGAGCCUAGCGCAGUCCAUCACAUCGGCAGACUCGAAUCUCAAACCGAUGGAUCCAGUCGGUGUUCGGGACAAAGAUGGCAACUUCUUGACCGUCGAAGAAGUUUGUGCUCGUCAAGAUCCUCAGACCAAACAGCUCAGACUUAAGAUCGGGCUCGAAGGCACAGGAACGACCAUCAUUCCGGCCGAGGACCACUUCGAGCCGUCGAUCCAGGAUUCGAACACUUCGGAUUCGGCAGCGCUGCAGAAAGAGGUCGGUUCCGAGUUCCACAAAUCGAUCAACUAACCUUCAUCAGCUAACUCUGAUAAUGCUAAAGAUUGAUCGUAUUAGGAACCGAGGCGGCGACACUCAACUGCUGGAGAUUACCCAGUCUCAACCCGAUCAUCCACCAGCCUCGAUAGAAGAACUUCACGGCUUUCAGGAUCUACAGAUGACGCUCAGCCAGGGUGGGUCCCAGCUGUACCAAGUGAAGGAAAAUGUGAUGAUGGAAGAUACUGGUGGCGCUCAAUCAGCUGGUGCGCAAGCAGAAUCCCAUCACGGAGGUGCGGAAACGAGCGUCGGAGAACCGAGGUAAGAGUGCGGGCCCCAAAUAGCCUCGAGAGGAUGAAGCUGAGUGCUAGUUGUUUGGUGGCUUUCAUAGAAGCGAUGUACGUCAAGACGCAUUACAAGCCGGUUUCCCCCUUCCAUCGGAGCAAGCGCCCCGGGCCGUGGCCUUCGAGAACGGAACGAGUUCAGCGCAUCACAAAGCUCCAGCUCGUGGUCGCGCUUCGCAGACGAACUCUGCACUUGCGGAGAUGAUGAACAGAUGCGACUGUGGUAUGCCUUGGGCCUAUGGAUCUAUCAGUCUUAGUUCUGGUCUGAUGAGCUCGACGCUCGACGUUGCAGGUUUCUCGCUGAAUACCGCAGAAGGCGCUUUCCGCUGCUCCGGUACGUGACGAAACGUUCUUGCAUGGAACAGCUCCCUGAUGGCGAAGUUGAGGUUUCACCGCUGCAGUCUGUCAAAUCAGCAAGCACUUCUCGUGUCAUGGGUGAAAAUAUAAUUCUGCUUUAGGAUGAAGGUUCACUUGACUUCUGAUCACUUAUCGCUUAUCGUUCAAACAGGUUCGCGACUCGUCCCCAUGCCGCGGUGCUCAAGAAGCUCAUUUGCUACGCAUGCCGAACGGCCGAUGUCACGGGACAUCGAUCUCAUGAACCCAUGCUCAAUUUUCAUGAACUGGCCAAAUUUCGACGAGGUACGUGAUUUUCAGCAAGACAGGUGCCUUGGGCUUUGAAACUAAUUUAGGACGAACGCCGUACAGCCAUCGAGGUCCUCUGGAAUGACGGAGUGCCUCUGGUCAGCGAACUUGCCGCACGCCUGGGGACCGAUCGCCAAGAUGCAGCAGCCAUCAUCCAACGAUUGCGAUGCGAGAAUUUCAUCGUUGAAGAAAAACCUCAGCCAAAAGAGGAACCAGUUGCAAAAGGUCGUGCGCGAGGUCGAGGGCGUCCGCGAGGCCGAGGGGCUCCCCGCGGUCGUGGGGCUGCAAGCAACGGGAGUGGGUCGACGCAGAAAGUCGAUGUUGUCAAUCGGUAAGCCAGAGCGGGUGUUCGUGCAUUACGGUUGACCGAGCUGAGAUGAUCUGAAUCUCUUCAACAGAUCUCCGGAACAAAGUCGGUACAAGAAGGUGAAGUACUUCACCCCCGGUCAAGGGGCUGAGCUACCGAUUCUCGAGUUGCUGUCUCGUGAAGCGAAGCUGGUGGUCGUCAACGAGACGCGUGCACCGGUAAGCUAACCUGCACCCGCGGCUGAUAUCCAAUAGCCGAUCAGCCCCGAUUUAGUCCUAAGAUCCCUAUGUUGCCCAGGAGAACGAAAUACGACCCCCACCCCACAAUGGCCACGCCUCCCCCGCAUCGACCGAUCCCAUCAUCCAAACCCAAUCCCAAUCCGCUGCGCAAGCGGUCGUCUCUAAAGUCGCCAACGCUCCAGCUCCUGCUCAAGCAUCCGCAUCGACCAUCGUCCCCAACACACCUGAGACCUCUCAAGUUCUACCCAAACCUUCGAGGACGGGUCAAUUCGCAGACGAGAUCCAGUCAUCGGAGCUGGAGAUUACGGAUUCGCUCGGAUUCGCCCCUUCUACCUUCGAGGAAACGUCUGCGUUCCUGAAUCGAGCGGCACCGAUUGCGCAGGAAGCCCUUUCAGAGAAGGCCAAGGGGAAACGUAAAGCCGAAGAGGAUGUACCACAAGGAGUCGGGAAUGGUGGUGCCAUGGAAGUACCGGUACAGAGGAAGGUCAAGAGGAGUCGAGCGAUCGAGGCGCUGGAAGUUUGA